This is a messenger RNA of Nicotiana tabacum (common tobacco), 1500 nucleotides long. The record is from RefSeq and is a predicted model, not a curated record. Lineage: Eukaryota; Viridiplantae; Streptophyta; Magnoliopsida; Solanales; Solanaceae.
UCUGGAAAUAAAAUUAGAAUAAUUCAUCCAUAAACACAUCCAUUUGCCUUCUCUUAUACGAUUUCCCUUCCCUUUCCCGCCCUAAUACUGAACGACGCUUUCGAAAAAGAAGCAUCUUUAACUUCUCAAAAUGUCUCAGCCGAUCGCCGUGGACAUUCUGUCCGACGACGACGACGAUGACGCUGUCAACAGCGCCGAUUAUUUCUCCGUCAACCAAAACGACACCGUUGAUCUAUCGACGCCACUGGCAAUUCCGUCCAAGAAGAAGCAAAAAAUUGAGGAGUCGAAUACUAAAUUGAAGCCCCCAGUCCUCAUCAUCGACGAUGACGAUGAUCCGACACGAUUUGAACCCUCAAAGUCCACUCCUUCAUUUGUCGCUGAUACCCCAUUAUCUGAUUUUUCCAAACCCGAUGUCUCAUUUGUUAAAUGCUCAUUUGGUUCCUCUUCAAUUUUGAACCCUAAGUCUUUCGGUCUUGAUUUGACCCCAUCCAUGGUUGCUGAAACACCGGCGUCGGAGCUUUUAAAAUAUAGUGUCCCAAUAGUCAGAUGUACUAAAGCUAUUACUGUUUCACAGAAUCGCUCUUCGUCAAAUUUAGACCACCAAAACGAUGGCGGUAUUGAUGGACUAAUUUGUUUGGAGUCUGAUAAUGAAUCUGAGGAUAGUGGCAAGCUUGUUUCCUGGAAUGAGGAGGAGAAAGUUUGUUCCACUAAGGCAAUUGUAAAGGAGACAGAAUUGAGCUCCAGACCUUUUAAGUCCACAAAUGGUAAUGACAAUUUUAUGCGAACGGCAGUUGAUGUUUCUCAUCGAUAUUUGAUUGAAGCUGGUCCUUCUCUGCUCCCCGCAUUUUGUCCAUGUGUGCCCCUCAAAAUGAAAGGCCAGCUUUCAAUGGGAGAUUGAAUUAUGGUUGGACCAUUCCUUGGAACGUGCAUCAUUCAAAGAAGAUUGUAAGAUUUUUGCGUGGGUAGCACGAAGGAAGAAGAGAAUAAAAAGAAAAGCACAUGCUCGAUUAACUUUAAAGGGCUUCUGGUACUCUAACUACUAAAUAUAUCACUGGAAAUUAAGUUGAUUGGACAUUUGUUCAACUUUAUAAGCUAAUAAAGAUACCCCAUAAUUUGCUUCAGGCCUAGGAAUAUUUUGGGUGUGUGUGUGUGUGGGAACCAUAUACUGCCUGUAAAUUGGAACAUGAAUAAGGGAGCGAGACAUAGUUGUGGAUAUUCAAUUUCAGCUCUAUUUGCUUAUUGCCAGAGCGUAAACUGCUUUUCUAUCGUUUCUCAAGUUAAAGUUUGGGCUCAUUCUUAAUUAAGAACAGAUUUUACUGUUUUAACUCUAAUGCGAAGUUCCUCCAAAUUUCAGUCAAAUUUACUUUUUAUUGUGCUGUCAAAUCUCAUUUUGUCGGACUAAAAUAAAGUUUUAAUUGAAUAAAAUGGGAUUUCAAAAAUGAAAAGAGUCUGUGGAAGGAAAGAGUAGUCGGUUGACAACAUCAGCAACGAGAAGGUUAG